UGGCGUGACGAUCGUAGGCUUCCUAGGCCUUUCGUCAUUCAAGGCUCUUCGCUGAGCCACAAAACCGGUGUUAGAGCGCAACCAAUUCUAACACCGGGCCCAUUGGGGUUAGGUAACUUCCUAGGUUACCUGAUCCUCAAAUGGGAUGAAAUUGAAGCACAUAAAACCGGUGUUAGAGCGCAAAAUCCUAGACCAGAUUAUAAAAUCGCAAAAUCCUGGGAAAAGGAACGUACACGCAAACAAGUUCACCUACACCAACCAAUAAAUGUAUCUGUAAAAGGGUCAAUUAACACAGUUAACGGGGGGAAAGUUGGAACCAUCAAAAACAAACAAGAAAAUUCUCCACUCAGAAGGACACCGAGAAAAAUAAAUAGAGUAAUUUACGCUGAAAACUCAAAUAAAGUGAAUAAUAUCAGCAAGCGAACCUACGAAGAAGUAUCAGAUGAAGAUUCUGAAGUACAUGACGACGAGAAUGAAGAUGAGGAUGUUGACGAAGAUGACGACGAGAAUAAAGGCGAAGAUGACAACAAAGACAAGAAGGCCAAGGAGAGAAAGAAGUUGGAGAAAAAGUUGAUUGAUGAUUUUAUUUCGAGAUUUAAGGCGAUAAAUGCGGACGACAAAUGGAACCUUCCUUCGGGCAGAUUUGUUGAAGACGUCUUAUAUGAUUGGGCAGUGACCCAUCGUUCUGAGACACUUGCACACUCAUUUAUAUUAGAUACUGAUUGUCAGGAAGUUAUGGAUUUGUUUAGUCCUGAGGAAAAGGAGACAAUUUUAAACACUAAUAAAAAGUCUUUUCCGGCCGUACAAGAUGAUAUCAAAAAAUAUGUCAUGAAAUAUUACAAGAAAAAUGUCGACGAUCUUCGAGAAACCGUCAUGGAACCAUAUUUGAAAAACGGGGAAACCUAUAAUUCAAAAUUACAUUAUGAUUUGGAGUGGAUCCACUUAGUGUUCAAUAAAUUUGUUAUUGAAUGGGAGCAAGGCGUGAAUGCAUUAGCAGAGGAUAAUUUGGAAGCAUGGAUUGUAAGUCAUGUAUGGACUUUUAUUGUUGAUAUGGCAUUAAAGGACAUUGAAGAAACCAAAAUAGGAAAAUCAGAUGGUGGUUCGUUUGCAUCAAAAAUGCGCAAAAACAAAAAAAGAAAAAUAGGAAAAUCCAUUAUUCGUGGCAGGAAGAUCGACAUAUUACUAAAACUUCGUAAUAGUUCAAGAGAAAUACUAGCUGGAGAGGUAGCUAGAACAGGAGGCAUUCACGAUAAAAAAUAUUUAGGAGAUAGAAUGAAACUAUUAAAGCUCAUGAAAGAUAUGUUCGAUACGAUAAUUGAAUCACUUCCGCCAACUACAAUUAAAAAUUACGAGUGUCUUUGUACAUUUGGAAUACAACUUUUCAAAAAUAAAGGCACUGUUUACAUUAUGGAUCGCCCUAAAGGAGUUAUUUCGCGAUUAACCAAAAAAGCACAAUUAGAAGCUCCUAUAUAUAUUGAAGGCAUUUGCGAACUAAUUUUGUCUAUAAUUACAAUGUUGGAAUUGAAGAUAACUAUCGAUAAUUCUGACCCGGUUGUUCGCAUUAUCGGGCAACAAGUUGCGUUAUGCACAGACAUAAGUGAAAGCGAUGUUUUGUUUUCAGGAAUAAUCAAUACCACCAAAAAAUUGGCUAUAAAUCAAAAUUUUCUUUACAAGAGAAAUGAUAAGCGUGUCAUGGAAUCAACAUGGAAACAUGACAUUGUUAAUGAUAUAAAAAGAUUGAUCUUUCAUGAUAUAGAUGAUUUUGCGGUAGAGUGCUCCAGUGAAAGCACACGAAAUCGCAAUUCAAAAAAUGGCCCGGACAAAAAGCCAGAUUUAAAAGGAUGUCUUAGUGUAAAGUAUCAUCUUCUGGAAGUAUUUUUUGCGGAAGUAUCUUCUGGUCCGUUUGAACCUACAUCCACUUCUAGAAAGCAUGAAGAAGAUGAUUAUAAAAAAUUGAUUUUACUUUCAAAAGAUGCUUAUAACUUUAUACGAGAGAAUUAUUCCAGUGAUGACAAAAAUUCAAAGAAAAAUCUCAAAAUAAUCGAGGAAGUUUGUACUAAUUAUGCAUCCGAUGAGGAACACGAUCAGAAUUUGAAAGAAAACCUGAGUGAUCAUGAGUUAACAAAUGAAGAACAAGAAGAUUCAUCUUCAGAUGAAGAUGUAGAUGGUUCAUCUGGGGAUUUGACUGAUAGUUCCGAAGAAUUAAGAAAAUGUAAAAAUGGAUCAUUAGUUUCGACAAUUAACAAUAAUUAA
Messenger RNA from Ambispora leptoticha, 2253 nucleotides. NCBI's taxonomy places the organism in Eukaryota, Fungi, Glomeromycota, Glomeromycetes, Archaeosporales, Ambisporaceae. The record is from the annotation of a GenBank genome assembly.